Molecule: messenger RNA, 333 nt
Organism: Colletotrichum fioriniae
Lineage: Eukaryota; Fungi; Ascomycota; Sordariomycetes; Glomerellales; Glomerellaceae
Product: sporulation-specific protein 22
Biological process (GO): regulation of synaptonemal complex assembly
Source: RefSeq, a predicted model, not a curated record
AUGAAGGGCGAUAGGCUGGCAAAGUAUAUCCGGUGCAUGUUCCACGCUGUCUUACCGCUCGAUGCGGCGCUGGGGCAGAGGCUGAUGAAGCAGGCCGUCGACGUGGCGAGGGAUUCUCGCAAGACCCAGCAUCCGUUCCCGGCCGAAGAGCUCGAGUGGCUUGUGACCGUGAGCUUUAACCAGGCGGUGGACGCUUAUAAUGUCCGACAAGACGACGAGUGCAAUACGUGGGCGGAUUUGGCGCUGAAUUUGGCGCAUUAUGCUGAUGACGGCGGGGAGUUGGAGAAGAGGGUGCAGGAGAACCGGAUCAAGUUAAAAUUUGAGUUGCCCUGA